Diabrotica virgifera virgifera (western corn rootworm) is the source of this 19088-nucleotide messenger RNA. RefSeq lists its product as uncharacterized. The record is from RefSeq and is a predicted model, not a curated record. Lineage: Eukaryota; Metazoa; Arthropoda; Insecta; Coleoptera; Chrysomelidae. The annotation marks the transcript as partial. The transcript is spliced from 4 exons.
UUUGGAAUAAAAAUGUCCGGAGCAGUAUAUCAACCCACAACAGUCACUUAUGAAUCAAAUGGUCCUCAUGAAAGGUGGCAGGAUAGGCCCAUCAGCUAUUUAACCUCGCCAGGUCCACAGAGUUCUAGAAAGCCACAAUUCAUUUAUAUAGGCUUUCUUUCUGGAAGUAUAACAGCUCUUUUUUUCGGUCUCUGCAUAUUUAUUAUUGGGAUAAAGUCAUACAUAAGGACAGCAGAUGCAGUAAAUUUCAUGUACAUAGUAUUUGGACCAGUAUUUAUUGGAGUUGGAAUCGUCUUAUUGGUAUGGUUUCUUCGUAUCUCAAGACUUUUAUGUUGGAAGAACCCAAAGGAUCACUUGGACACUUCUGGUGGUCAAGCACUAACUGUAAAUCCAUCCACUGAUCUAUUGGUCACAGCACAGUAUGCACCUAUUUCGGAGAUUGCUUAUCGGCCAGCAGCACCAGAAGAUCCUGAACUAAGCAAACUGAUGCCGCAGAAAAACAAGGAUCUUUCAAAUGAAGACGCUGACCGCAUGGUAGAAAGGGAUCCCAGAAUUGUUCUUCGUCCUCUUAAUACAACAGAAGAAACUUAAAAACACUUACAUUAUUUUCUUCGGCUAUUUAAACCUAGAACUUAGGUAAACUUCCUUUAAGACUUCACCAGUUCCAAUUAGGUACUUAAUUUUAGAUUUAAGUAUAUGUAUGUAGUUAAGCAAACAUUCAGACUUUUCUAAUUGAUGUAUCCUGUUCUCGAUACUUUUGAUCAAUGUGAUCAGUUCGUCGGUUAGAGGUGUAAUAUUUUGCUUUUUAAUCAAAAUUUGUAAUGCUGAAAAACAGAAUGAAAAACUUAUUGAAACAUUGUUACAUGUUAAAUAAUUUACUAUCGAAUUAAAGAUAAUUAAGUCAAAGUUAUAAAGUCUUCAAUCCAAUAAAAUAUAAAAUAAUAUUAAAUUGAAAACCUUUUUCUGACCAUUUUUCUGGUUACACCUCCGUAGCUUCUAAAAAUACAAGCCAAACGGAUGCUGGAUCAUGAAGAUGAGGGAAUUCUACAAUUUACAAUUCACAAUCAUCUGUCCAGCGCGGAAAAGUUCCAACGAAAAAUGGACCCUUGUACUCUAUAGGAGUAAACUAAUGAAAUAAAAAUGAAUAAACACUUUCAUUUAGUUGCCAAACGAAACCAAAGCCGACUUAUAUUUUAGUUUUUUCAGAGAGUGCUGCAAACACCCUAACCGGUUUCAAAACUUCAACCGGUUAGGGUGCAUGUACCGCUCUCUGAACGAACUAAAAUAUAAGACGGCUUUAGUUUCGUUUUGCAACUAAAUGAAAAUGCUUAUUCAUUUUUAUUUCAUUUGUUUACUCCUAUAGAGCAUAAGGGUCCAUUUUGGGAAACGUUUCCACGCUGGACAGAUUUUUUUUUAUAUACUGCAUUUUUACAAUCUACUCUAAACACAAAGUAAUAAGUAAAUAGUCUGAAAGUAAAUUAACGUGAAUUAGGUACCAUCCAGUGACGGUUCUCUAAGUAUUAUUCUUUAUUGUGGUAGGUCGUCUAGCCAUAUUCUCUUUAGUCUUCUUUCAGCAAGUGGUUGGGUGAAUAAAUUAUUUAUCAAGUCGUUGGUGUGGUCAGUGGUGCGAUUUUGAUAUUUUAUUGAACGAUUUUUUAUUAAGUCCUUGAUUAGUGGGAUGUCCAGAUCAUUGUGGAGUGUCUGGUUGGAUACAUACCAUGGAGCUUUACUUAUCAUACGGAGAAUUUUGGAUUGGAAUGUUUGGAGUAUCUUCGUAUUUGAAGGUUUACUGCAGCCCCAUAGUUCUAUUCCGUAAGACCAAACUGGUAUAAGUAUAGCUUUGUACAGAAGCAGUUUAUUUUCAAGAGAUAACUGAGACUUCUUGUUAAAUAGCCAGUUCAUAUUUUUUAGUUUAAGAUUUAAUUGUUUACGUUUAAUUUUAAUGUGCGUUUUCCAUAUGAGUUUUUCAUCCAGAUGCAAUCCCAAGUAUUCGACAACUGGCUUGAUGGGAAUCGGAGUAUUAUUUAUAGAAACUUGAGGACAUGUAGAUUUUCUGGUUGUAAAAGUAAUUUGUACUGAUUUGCUGGCAUUAACAUUUAUUUUCCAUCGCUUGAGCCAGUUUUGUAAUUGGUCUAAAUGAUUUUGAACUUUUUGUGAUGCUACAUUAGGGUCGACAUCCACUGCUAAGAUUCCCGUAUCAUCGGCAAAAGUAGCUAAUAAGGUAUCAUUUCUGGUUGGAACGUCGGCUGUAAAUAUCAGAUAGAGAAAUGGGCCGAGAACGCUACCCUGUGGUACGCCAGAUUGGAUGAUGUGGUAAUUUGAGAAGUUGUCUUCAAUUUUGACUUGGAAAUAUCGGUCAGUCAGAUACGAUUUUAGAAUAAAGUAUAGUUGGUCUGUCAUGUGUAAUUUUAGUUUAUAGAGGAGACCUUGAUGCCAUACCCUAUCAAAUGCCUGUUGUAUAUCGAGAAACACUCCAGCGCAAAACUUUUUUUCUUCAAGAGUUGUUUUAAUUAUAUUUACUAUUCUGUGGCAUUGUUGUAUGGUUGAGUGUUCACGUCUAAAUCCGAAUUGGUGUUGUGGUAUAAUUUCGUUUAUGGGGACAACUUGCUCGAUUUUAUGUAAUAGUAGCCGUUCUAAUACUUUCGACAUUAUUGGGAGUAGGCUUAUCGGGCGAUAUGAAUUUGACGCUGGACAGAUGAGUUGUGAAUUGUAAAUUGUAGAAUUCCCUCACCUUCAUGUUCCAGCAUCCGUUUGGCUUGCAUUUUUAGAAACCACGAAGGUGUAACCAGAAAAAUGGCCCCAAUAAGGUUUUCAAUUUAAUAUCAUUUUAUAUUUUAUUGGAUUGAAGACCUUAUCUUUAUACCUUUGACCUGUUUCUAGUAGAUGUCACUUAGACACCCUUGCCAUUUCGUUAGUUGCAAUCCGGGUCUGGUGAACCUGAAUUAUUUUAGUUGAUCCAGAGGUAGCUACAUAUGCAUCCUCUGAUAAUAAACUAUUUGAAGUUUUGAAAUCGGUUAGGGUGCUUGUAGCGCUCUCUGAACGAACUAAAAUAUAGGACUGCUUUGGUUUCGUUUCGCAACUAAAUGAAAAUAUUUAUUCAUUUUAAAGAUAAUUAGUUUGUGCUUAUUAAAAAUGUCAAACAUAAUUUUAUUUUACCUUGUUCUUAAUUUCCAGUUUUUCUUUCAAUCUUUUAAGUUCUCUCUACCUUCUGUUGUCUAAAGUAUCAGGAACAGUAUACAUUCAGUAACAUUACUGAGUUGGUUCUCGCUUUUGAGAUUUGGUAAACAUUACAAUGAGAUUGUUUAGUGUUCGGCCCAUUUAGUGGGUGGUAAGUAUCACACAUUCAAUAAAAAAGUAUUAAAUCGUAAAUGGCUACGUCAAAAGUUCAAGCGGACUGGAUCACACCACAAACCAUACAUACUCUAGACUCUAGACUUUCCACGACCAUGUUAAUCUUUCGGAUCGAAUUAACGCCAUCUCUUGAUUGGAAAGGCAACUAAAUUGACAAAUUAUAGUUACGCGGGAAUUUCAAACUAUAAAUUUUGCGGGAUUUUUGAUGAAAUUUCGCAGGAAAUUGAAACAACAGAAACAACAAAUUCAGUGUUUUAUUGAAUAAUUAUAUUAUAACCUAAAAUUACCUUAAGAGUUCCAUCUACAUAAAAAAUACUAAAAGUCUUAAGUUCUGUCUAAAGUUAUGGUAGUGGAUAGUGUUGUAAUCGGGGCUGAAAUAACAAUAUAAACAAAAAUCAUAGUUUUACUGAAAACUUCAAAUAUUCCAAUUUGUUUUCAGAAUGCUAAACACUACUGCCAUGUGUCAUGUGAAAGCACUGUUUUUGUAAUAAAUCAAUGUUUAAUAUUUAGUUGAAUGAAAAUUUUUGAAACAAUAUCUUUAAGGAAGAAUUUUUAUAUAAAUACCUUAAAAUCUUAUACAAACUUCUGAAAAAUAUAUAGUUGAAAUGUUGAUGACACACUGAUGUCUAUUGUAAUUUGUUUUUAUGUUGUAUAUUGUUUUUUACAUGUAGAGAAAUUCUACUCAUAAAACGAAGAGAAGGUUAAUUAAAUUGACUAAAAUUGUGGUUAAAUCUGAUUAAAAUCGUAACACCACUAUAAUAAUUAAGUCAUAAAUUGUAAAGUAAAUUGAAAAAUAACCCAUUAAUUUAAUUGUUAAAUGUGACAAGAAAAUUCACUGAAGGCGACAUCUCUGGAUUGGAAAGACCACUAAUUUGCUGUCUUAACCUUGACCAUUUGCGUGAAAGGUCUGGAGUAUGUAUGAUUUGUGGAUCACACUGUAUAUUUAUUAGCCUUAUUCAUGUCGCUUUUUCUUAAGUAACAAACGAAUUGUAGACAUUUACAUCGAUAACUGAAGUUAACAAAUCCUAAUUUGUAAAACUGUACACGUUUUCUAAAAAUCUAUUAAUGUUAGUUUGUUAGAUUUUAUAUACUUUUGGAUUAAAAGUAAUAUUUAUUGUUUAUUAUAAUGAAUGCUUUUGUGUGAAGCGAUUGGUUAUUGCGUUUUUUAAGAGAAAUGUAAUGACAAAGGAUUUUAACUUAAAAUUUAUCAUUUUCUCGCACAAAGUAACCAAAAUGUGAUACACUUGAUCUGUAGGUCUUUACAUUUCUUGAUCAAGCUCUUUAUAGGAAUGUAUAAACAUUCUCAAUUUCUUUGCAACACGAAAAUGCAGAAGCUGCAUAAUACUCUAGUUAAAUCGGAGAGUGCAGGAAGAGUCUAUACCGGUUUCAGAGGUCUUUUCCCCCUCAUCAGUAGUCCCAUAUCCUCUUCUCUCCGAUUUCUCCACGUAUCAUACUUUCGGCCUUUCCGAAUUGCAAAGAAAGAAAUGUCACGGAUGAACUAGAGCCAUCUACCGAAAAACAAAGUAAGUUAUCAACCGAAGUAGCACAGAAAACGACAAUAAAUAUCGUCUCCAUACCACCAGAUUGACAACAGGUGGAAUACUUUCUUUGGUUACACCUCCUGAGAUUUUCAAAAUUUUUAAAUCAAACAGGAUGCCGAGGAAAUUAAGAUGAGAGAAUUUUUAAAAAUUCAUAACUCAUCUGCUCAGCGUGGUAAAAGUUCCAACAGGAAAGAUUCCUUAAUACUCCUACAAAAUAGUAAAUGAAUUAAAAAUGUAUAAACAUUCUCAAUUUCUUUGCAACACGAAAAUGCAGGUUAUAAUAUUCUGUAUAAAAUUCUGCAUAAUACUCUGGUUAAAUCGGAGAGUGCAGGAAGAGCCUAUACCGGUUUCGGAGGUCUUUUCCCCCUCAUCAGUAGUCCCAUAUCCUCUUCUCUCCGAUUUCUCCACGUAUCAUACUUUGGGUCUUUCCGAAUUGCAAAGAAAGAAAAAAUUAGAAUUUGAAAAUUUAAUAAUACACUCAGAUGCAAAAAAAACGCAACGGAGAAAAUUUUGGUCAAAUUCAAAGUAUUUCAGUUUUUUUAUUUUUACCCCUAUUUUGAUGAUUUUUUUAGCACACUGUGUAAAAAUUUAUAAAUUUUAAUUUGGUAUAGUGAGUUUUUUAAUAAAAUUUUGUAUUUGACUUAUUAUACGGGGUUAAUCGAAAGGUGGUUUUUUAUCCUAAUUUUCAAACAUCCUGUGGAAUAAUUCCGUUAGCGUAUUUUCGUAAAACCUUGUUUUUAGGUUGCAACCAUGUCUUCUAAGUAUUAUGUUUUUUGUUUCAUGUGAAAAUAUGGAUUGGUUCAUUUUUAGGAGCGAAAUGACUUUGCCACCCACAAUUUACGACUUUUCCUAUUAUUACCGUUAUCUUUUGUAUUAAUUUGUAAUACGACGAUAGGAGCUUUGAUGACUGAUAUCGAAGGAAUGUCAUAUCGACAUCCCAGAAGCACUGUAUUUAAAUAAUGAUUAAAAGCAACGACAUGAUCUUGGUUUUAAUGAACAAUGAUAACAAUAACAAAACAAAAAAAAAACAACUUAAAUGUAACAACCUAAGUACGCAAAUAACAAAGAAAAACUACUAAAAUAUAACUUAAUACUUUGUAUUGCCUCCCGUAGCCUCUAUAACUGCCUGUACACGUCGGCUCAUGCUGUCUAUGAGGUUGCGAAUAUCAUUUUGCUGGAUGUUCUGCCAUUCCUCUUCUAGAGCCAAGCGAAGUACAUUAAUUGAGGCUGGUGCGACUUCGCGACCUCUAAUAUUUCUACCAAGCAUGUCCCAAACGUGCUCUAUUGGGUUCAGAUCUGGCGAAUACGCUGGCCAGUUCAUUUUAUUGAUUCCAACUUCCUCUAAAUAUUGAGUGACACACAUUGCAGAGUGGGCUCGCGCAUUAUCUUGCAUUAAUAGAAAAUCAUCGCCGAUAUAUUGAGAAAAGAGUACUACGUGAUUCGCUAAAAUGUCCUCAAUAUAUCGGUGUGCAGUCAACGAACCCUCAAUAAAUACCAACUCAGUGUACGCCUCUCGGGAUAUUCCUGCCCAUACCAUCACCGGACCCCCUCCAUGGCUAACGCGGGGACUGAAAGCACACUUCGCAAAUCUCUCUCCAGUUCGACGCCAUACUCGUUCUCUCCCAUCUGAUGAGUGGAGACAGUAUCUCGACUCAUCCGUAAAAAGAACAUUACUCCAUUGUCCUAAAUUCCAAUGUAAAUGUUCCCUGGAAAAUUGUAGUCUAGCCACUCUAUGCCGUGGAAGUAAUUUGGGCCCAGACGCUGGUCUGCAACUUUGCAAACCAAAUUCAUGUAAACUUCGACGAACUGUAAAUACACUUACAUUAUUGCCUCGAACCUGUUGAAGUUGAUUUCUUGUUUGAACCGCUGUUAAAUGACGAUCCCGCAAAGUGUUGACUCGUAUAAAACGAUCAUCUAAACCGGUAGUUUUGCGCUUCCUGCCACUUCCCGCUUUACGUUUGUUUGUUCCAGUUCGUAUAAAACGUUAAACUACCCUUUGGAUGGUAGAGCGAUGAGUGUGUAGUACUCUAGCCACAUAUUCAUAAUUUCGCCCAUCUUCAACCAGAGCAACGGCUUUCGCACAAUCUUCGACACUAAGAACCAUGAUUAAUCAUAGGUAAACAAAACGUAAGUGCCAAUAUGAUAUAUGAUAACAGUCACCAAAGCCACCUCGUCGUAUUACACAAUUACUCCAAAAUAAUCAUAAUUUAAAAACUCCUAAAUUGUGGGUGGCAAAUUCAUCUAGCUCUAAAAAAUUAACCAAGGCAUAUUUUGACAUGAAACAAAAAAUACAAUGCUUAGGAGACACGGUUGCAACCGAAAAAUAAGGACUUACGAAAAUUCGCAAAGGGAAUUAUUCCACAGGAUGUUUAAAAGUUAGGAUAAAAAACCACCUUUCGAUUAACCCCGUAUAAUAAGUCAAAUACAAAAUUUUAUUAAAAAACUCACUAUAGCAACUUAAAAUUUAUAAAUUUUUACACAGUGUGCUAAAAAAAUCAUCAAAAUAGGGCUAAAAAUAAAAAAACUGAAAUACUUUGAAUUUGACCAAAAUUUUCUCCGUUGCGUUUUUUUUGCAUCUGAGUGUAUAAUGAGAAAAUUAAAAUUCUCUCAUCUUAAUUUCCUCGGCAUCCUGUUUGAUUUAAAAAUUUUGAAAAUCUCGGAGGUUGUAACCAAAGAAAGUAUUCCACCUGUUGUCAAUCUGGUGGCAUGGAGAGGAUAUUUAUUGUCGUUUUCUGUACUACUUCGAUUGAUAACUUACUUUGUUUUUCGGUAGAUGGCUUUAGUUCAUCCGUGACAUUUCUUUCUGAGAAUUGAGAAUGUUUAUACAUUUUUAAUUCAUUUACUAUUUUGCAGGAGUAUUAAGGAAUCUUUCUUGUUGGAACUUUUACCACGCUGAGCAGAUGAGUUGUGAAUUAUUUAAAAUUCUCUCAUCUUAAUUUCCUCGGCAUCCUGUUUGAUUUAUAAAUUUUGAAAAUCUCAGGAGGUGUAACCAAAGAAAGUAUUCCACCUGUUGUCAAUCUGGUGGCAUGGAGACGAUAUUUAUUGUCGUUUUCUGUACUACUUCGAUUGAUAACUUACUUUGUUUUUCGGUAGAUGGCUUUAGUUCAUCCGUGACAUUUCUUUCUGAGAAUUGAGAAUGUUUAUACAUUUUUAAUUCAUUUACUAUUUUGCAGGAGUAUUAAGGAAUCUUCCUUGUUGGAACUUUUACCACGCUGAGCAGAUGAGUUGUGAAUUUUUAAAAAUUCUCUCAUCUUAAUUUCCUCGGCAUCCUGUUUGAUUUAUAAAUUUUGAAAAUCUCAGGAGGUUGUAACCAAAGAAAGUAUUCCACCUGUUGUCAAUCUGGUGGUAUCGGAACGAUAUUUAUUGUCGUUUCUGUGCUACUUCGAUUGAUAACUUACUUUAUUUUUCUAUAUAGGACUUUUCAACUCUUCUCAUUUGUUUCGGGCUUCUGUCAUAAUAUGUCGCAAUAUUAAUGUUAUACACGGAUUAUACGACAUAUGACAGAUGCUUGAAACAAAUGAGAAACGUUGAAAAGUUCUAUGGGCUAAAGGUAUGAUAAUAAUAUAGGGUAUAUCUUGAAAAUAAAGGAAUUAGUAUGAGAUUUGGAAGGAGACAGUGCUGUUGUUACUUCUGCAACUUUCUUUGCUUGGGUUGCUUGGAGCAUCUCCAAGUAACGUUUAAGACAAAGUGAAAGAGAACUAGAAGUCCAUCUGGUAUGGACAAACGUUCAGUUAUUUGAAAGAAAAUAACCAAUUGCUUUCCCAAAAAUCGGUUAAGUUAAAAUACUUCUUUAAAAGUAGUAUACAGAUUUUUUAUAAAAAAAAUACAGUUGAUUAAAUUUGGGUUUGUGCAAUUAAUAAUAUUCUUUGUUAAAAAUCGUCUUAGAAAAAUCUGCCUGCUAUUUUUAUCGUUAAAGGUACGUUUACAUCUGUUGCUUGUCUUAGUGCGAAAGUUUUAAACACACCUGAAGUUAUUUUCAAUUCAAAUCAACCAUAAGCAAUUUUUACAAUAAUGUAAAUAGUCAGUGAAAUUUUAUAUCUGACACUAAAUGUUUAGGUCUAAAUAAAAUUUUCAGUUGUAAACAUACCUUAACUGUUUAGGUUUAGGUAAUAGACAUACUAAAAACAAAUAAAAUUUUAUAUGUAUAUACAUACACAUUACUUAUAUUAAUACUGGGAAUCAAUGUGAAGGGAAUCAUGAGUUGGAAUGUAUGAAUAGUAAGGGCUGUUUCACAUUAUAAGAAUUUUGAACGUGCGAGGGUUUUCUCGUGCGGUAGUUUUGACGCACCUAUCCUUUUCACACAAUAAGAAUUGAGUCGCACGAAGAUAUUUUGCUGUGUUGUUUGGUAUAUUAUUUUUAUUUACACUUUGUGACUGAGGUAAGUACAUGAUACGAUGUCUGAUAUGUAUCAUUACGAUGUAUUAUUACAAAUAGGUAUUUUUUGUCCAUACUUUUGUCCUAAUGUACUGUAAUGCGUAUUUAAUUCAUUUGCAAUUUCCAUUUUGUCAGUUAUUAUUUCUUAUGUUUUUAAUUAAAAGUUUUAAUUUAUUUUUAUAAUCGUUGUUCUACAGAGUUUUUUGUGGGAUCUUGGAUUAGUUCAUCUAAUUAGCUCAUACAAUCUAUGUAACAAACUAUUCUAAAUGGGAAAUAAGCCACAAUUGAACUAAAAAAAUGAUUUUAUUAACGUUUCGACAUCCGAAUUGCGGGCGUCGAAACGUUAAUAAAAUUAUUAUUUUUUAGUUAAAUUGUGGCUUAUUUCCCAUUUAGAAUAGUUUAUUAUAAAAAUUCCACAAGGAAACAGCUUCAGAACAACAUUACAAUAUAUGUUUUUCAUGUAGAGAAUUUAAAAGACCCUCUGUCAUCCAUUCAUUUUUAAAUGUUGUUCCCCUCGUUUUAAAUGUUGUUUUUAGAUAAUUUCACUCAAGACGUGACCGCCGCCCUACUCCAGUCUUCACCGAGUUGUUUACCCUAUAAAACUAAAUAUAAUUUCGUAGAAUUAAAUGUAUAGUUAUAUUAUAUUAUUAUGGAGCGAAAUCAAAUUAUAGCGUUGUGGUUACUUUAUCGUCGAAGAAAGAGAAAUACGAGGAACCGAAUUCAUUGGGUGCAUCCUAUUAACGCAAAAAGAUAAGAUUGUGAAUAUAAAAAUAUAAUUUAUUUUUAUAUUCACACAUAUUGAUGAAACUCCCUCUAUACUCAACGUUAAUUGCAACUAUGGUAAAAUAAAGUUUAUUAUUAUAAUAUACAUAGCGGUUUUAAUUACUGUUGUUAUCAGUAACAUAUAAUCAAUUUCGCUAUGUGUACUUAUAAAAUGUGUUUUUUUCUUUAUCACCUAAUUCGUCAAAUUCACUGUUAAGUGCACGGUAUACACCAUUCCAAGCAUUUCUCGUCAAGUUUCUAUCUUUAUAUAUUUCUAUUGUUUUGUCCCAAAGAACAGGUCUCGCUUCAAUUAAUGUUAUUAAUAUUUCACUAUCAAUCUGAGACAUCAUAAUAUAAAAUAUAUGCACCUACUUCAAACAGCCACAAAGUGUAAAUGAAAUUAAUGUACCAAACAACCAAAGAAACUACCUUCGUGCGACUGAACGACAGUAUCAUAUGAAAGGAUGCAUUAAGUCCCCUAUGCUGGGCUACUGGGUGCGUAAAGACGGCACGGCUGCCGUCUGUUGUUGUAGCAAGGGACGACAUAAACACGGCGACUUUACCGAACGUUCCAACCACUGUCUAGUGAGAAUGAUUACAUGAGCCACCAUUGGAACGUCGUCGUGCGUUCUAACCCUCGCACGUUUAAAUUCUUACAAUGUACAACAGCGCUAACUCUUGCAUCUCUGGUGUUCUUUCUGUCAUACAGAAAAUAUCGUGGUGUAAAAAAGUUACGCCUUUUAUCCUCACCAUUACUUGUCUUUGGAAUUUAUCUUCAGCCGUUCGCGAAUCUUAUAACAUCUCACACCAUGAACAAUUUUUCUCUUCGUAUUAUUGUCGGCUUUUGUCCUGUCAUGAUUUUAUAUUACUUUUUUCGACAAUUUUCAUAUUCCUUGUCAUUAAGUUAGCUAAUAUCUUGUUCUUUCUCAACUUUUCGACUUUUGUUUGUGUUCUUUAAUUCAUUUUGAUGACAUGUACAACGUUUUUCUUGUUUCUGGUUCAUCUUUGUCAUCUUGUCGAUAAUUUUUCUGUUCUUUUCUUUCUUUAUAAUUGUGUAUACUGUUCUUCUUUAUACACUUCUUAACAUUUUUUUAGCGUUUUUAACCAUCUUGACAAUUUUUUUAUGAUCUUGUUUACCUCAUUCUUCAUGUUGUCAUGCUAUUGAUGUGAAUUCUCAUCUUCGUUAUCACCUGAGCCCUGAUUCUAAUUGAGAUUUCGAUUCAAAACACGUCGAAAUUAAUAUGGCGGCGUCCAAAUGCGACUUUUGCAUUUCAGUUGAAAUAAAACAACGACGUCUCAAAGUAAAUAUCUUCGGUUGUAACUAAAAUCGAAAUGAGUAAGAAUGGCUAGCGAUAGCGACUGUCAUGGCGUAGUCGCUUUUAAAUUUCGACAUUGAAAUGAAAUAGAAUCAGGGCUCUGGUUGAUACUGGAUUUUUCGGUUUAAUCGUCUUAUCAACGUUUUCUUGCUCGUCAUGAUUAUUACAAUUAUCUUGGUUUUAUUUUUUAUCUUGUUCCCAAUUUCGUUUUGUCUUGUUUAAUUUAUUGCAAAAGUUGUUCUUGCUUUUUAAUAUAUUUUCCUUGUUUUUCUUUAACUAUACGUAUCCUUAACUUGUCAUUCUUUGUUCUUCCAAAGUUUUCUUUGAAGCACUAUGUUUAACUAAUAUGAGAUAUUCUCUUCAUAUUACAUAAACAGCAAGACUGUUGUUUUUACGGAACCAACCAGUGGCAAUAGUAUAGUGCUCAAACUCCUCACAUUGGCACCCAUUUCAAUGUAUUGAAUACAUUAAAGGUGAAUCCGAUACGGAAAUGAGAAAUAAUAGCUUUACUAGUAUAUUUUUGCAGACGCUCAUCAUUUUCUAUGUAUAAUACUGCUAAAAAAUCAAAUACUGGAGUUAAAAUAACAUAUCAGUAAUUUUAUAUCUAAGCAUCACAAAUGUCUUAAUAGCUGAAUCUAUUUUUUAUAAUUUGACAUCAAAGCAUUCGUAGUGUAUCGUGUGUAGCUCUUCUAUAGUCUGUUAAAUAGAUUUUUUUGAUAUAUUGUGCAGUUAGAUGUGCUCCUCUUUGUGCCACUAAAGUGUCUUAGACUUUACUUAUUAACGACAUAUAUGAAUAUUUUUGUAUAAUAUACUUAAAUAUGGAAAUAUAUUUUAGAAAAACUACAAAAAGGAAGUUAUACCUGUCUAGGUUAGUAUUUAAUUCUUUAAUUGAAUUAUAAUGACGUUCUAGCUAACUUUGUGUUCGUUUUAUUUCUUCUAUUAUCUUCUUCUAUCGUUUAUGGCUUGUGUUCUGGCUAGGCUACAUAAUGUUUAGCCUCUUAAAGCUCUCUAGCUCGUCGUUAAUGCAGUAGACGAGAUAUCUAAUGCUAAAUGUUAUCUAUUUUUUAUGUGGCGUUGAAGGUUGGGUUUCACUAUGCUUCUAAUUUGGAUCUUUGUUCUGCCAAAUUUUCUACUUUCUUGAAACUUUCUGUAAUACAUCGGUUAGCCUACAAAUGUGUUAAGGUUGUUACUCCAGACAUAAACUUUUUCCACACUUGGAAUACGACUACCUUGGAGGUGCAAUCUAACUGAAUUUGGCCCAUACUGCAUUGCAGUAUGCUUCUUUGAACAAUAGGCUGGCGUUUUCGAUCGAAGUAAUUACCCGUUGUCUACUUAACUAUUAAUAUUAUUACUACUUAUAAGAGAUUAAUACCUACUAUUUCUUCUGUAUCAACAAAUACACUAUCAUCCCAGUUGAACACCUUUGUAUUUUGAAUGUCCCCCCUCCUUUAAAGUAUUUUCAUUUACUUUUCUUCUGACGUCAAUAGUUUUUUCUUUUUGACUCCUGUUUCCUCGUUGUUAUCUUUGCAGAGUAUUCCCCUAGUAUACUUUCAUAUUGUGAUUUAUCGUCAAUCUAAGGAGUACUGGUUAGAACAAUCUAGCCAGAUCUAAAGAAAAAGCCGAAGAAAAGAGUUUGUCAAAGAGAGGACAAUAGGAGAUAUUAAAGUCAUUCCCCCAAGACAGGUUGAAGUAAAGUGGAAUGUCAGGGAGUCAAGUCGUCAAAGGGUGAUGAGCGGGGUUUAGGUAAAUUGUCAAAAAUGGCGACCAACUCCUGGCCCAGUUUCGUUCACUAUUUUCGGCAGUCCUUAACUUGUCCCGUCCGCCUUACAAAAAUUAGCGAUUAGCGAACCGGAAAAUAGCACGACUACCUCUCCGUUUGGUCGCCUUUUACGACAAACGGGAGAAAACUGUGGGGAUAUUCUUGCGUGACCAAUCAUAACCAGUUUAUUCCGUACCUACCAGUUUUACUCUUUGUCUUUUUACUUCUCUUAACCAUUAUAAUACUUUUUAUAAGCCUUUUACUCCUUGCCAAUUUAUUCUUAAAUAUCAUCAUCAUAACACCGCCAAAUUUGUGCACUGUCGGACAUACGCCUCCUCAAGAUGUCUUCACCCUUCUCUGCCCUGCGCAGCUGCAAUCCAGUUUCCGAGCAUAUCUUUGUCCCCACUACAGGUUUCGAUUAAAUUAAGUCUGAAUUUAACUGAUGUAAUAUGAUGUCGAAAAACUCCGUUACUUCUUGUCUUAAACCCUAAUAUUAACUGCUUUUCUCCUUGUCAUCUCAUUACACUAAUCAUUUUAAUAAUUAUACUUAUUGUACCAACCGUUGCAUGUUUUGUAAAUAAAGUAAAUUUUCUGGACCUAAAUGAGAGUAUUACUUCCUUUGUUGGACGUUUUUUCUGUCAAUUGUAAAAAUUUCUGUAUGUACAAUCAAAGCAAUAUCACCUAAGUAAUCUGUUCAAUUAAUAAAAACUAUAUUUAACAGACUAUCUAUCGAUUAAACUAAAAUAUUAACUAAAUUUACGUUUGUUAAUAUCAAAAUAUACUAACAUAUGUAUUUUAAAUACGUGGUCAGUUUGACUAAUUUUAAGUACAUUAUCUUUAUAAUCGUUCGUUCCAUUAUGACUCGUAGUUUUUAAUAUGUCAAGUUUUUUAUUAGAUCUGUUUAUAGUUUAAAAAAUAUUGUGCUAUAGUUAUUAACAUACCAAGAGUGUUAUAAGGAUAAUAACGCUUGAGGUCAAUACCGAGGGCCUUUGGCCCGAGGGAUAUACGUUGACCGAAAGCGUUAUUAUCUAUAAUACCCGUGGUGCCUUCAACGUUUAAUGUCCGAUUAAAUAUUCUUUAUAUGUAAAAAAUUUGAAUGAAUUGUAAAUUAAUUUCAUUUUAUCAACUUGACAGUACAUAUUUAACUAGUUAUUUAAAUUUAAUACCCUAGGGUGUUAUUUUUCAAAAUAACGCCCUAGGGGGUAUUAAAUCAUACUUAAAUUAUCUGACUUCGAAAUCAUGUCAUUCUUGGUCAAAUAAUAUACCAAUCGGACAUUAAAUUUUAUUUUCUAUAGUUGUGGUCAAGUAUAUUAUGUAUAAACAAAAAGGUAUUACCAGACAAUAAUAAGCCACAAAUAAUGUGUCACAAAAGCAACCACCCUCACAGCAUGACGACAAGAACAACUGAAAAUCUUAAAAAAAAAACUAAUAAGAAAAAUAGUAAUAGCACCAAAAUCAAAGAAAAAGGGUACAAUGCCGAUUAUAAAUUGAUAAAAAUAAAAAUAUUUUGAAAAGGGAGAGUACAUAUCAUAGACAUAGACCAAAGUUCAAACUAGUGCAUUACAUUUGGCCUCUAAAUUGGGCAUUUAGUAAUUUUUGAAUUUUAAUUGGAGAUAAUUAUCGUCUUUUUGGACAAAAUCGGAGGGCUGAAUCUCAUUAUUUCCUCAUCAUAAAUGUAACAAUUAAAAUCCCUACAUUUUUUUUGAGAUUUGUAAUCUUGCCUUACAUUUCCGUAUUUAGUUAGUCAAACAUCAGUUUUCUCAUUGUACAAUUACUUUAACGUAUUCCGUGUGCAUGACUCCGAUCGGAGCCAGUGUGGUACUUUACUAGACGCGCAUGACUCCGAUCGGAGACAUUGAUUUUUCAGACGUAUAUUUUGCCGCUCCUGGAGAAACACUCUCUCGGAAAAUCGCGGCGAAUGUGUUAACAGGCGGUAUGGUAUGAUAUUACGUUUGGUUUUUGCGUGGAAAGUAAGUCUGCAAUAGCUGACUGAAUACCAUCGGGUAAAAUAUCAAAGGGUAGACCGAAGCCAUAAAAUAAAUAGGAAAGAUGGAACAUAGAGAAUGUUAGAGAAAAUAAUAGGAAAUUAUUAGAAAUUACGAAAGAAACAGAAUAGAUUCCAUCCGUAAAAAAUAUUUUGGAGUGAGAACAGUUAGAGCUUCCAUGGGAGAACCUAGCUUUUUUAAAUGAUCUUGUCAUGGUUGAUUGUGCAUGCUGACACAUAUUAAUAAACAUGUUUACUUUGGUAAUAAUAGAAUACAACAUUCGUUAUAGGAGAUUACAUUGAAAACAGGUUGCCAGUCAAAAAGUGACCGCAAAUAGUUUUAAAUUAAUAGUAAUUUAUUUUUGACAAAAAAAUUCGUUCAUGACAAGGUUGACAAGGUUUGAUGGCGAAUGCGAAUUGUUAAAGCAGUCAUCUUGUCAAACCAGUGGCGUUGCGUGUUAGCUCUCUUUCAGUUCAUCUCUGAUAUCUCGCGUGUUUUAAAUCUGGCAACCCUAAUUUUCGACCACUUUUUGACGGGCAACCUGUUACCUAUGUGUUCUCCUAUUUCUAAAUUUGAGGAGUCUUGAAUAAAAACUCGCUUUCUCCAAAAUUUUCGUUUAUCACAGAUCGCUAUAAACUUGUAAAAAACAAGCCAUUACAGUUAUCACACGGAUUUAAGUUUCAUAUUAUAGAAUUUAACCAUAGAAAUUGAUAUUACAUAAUGAGUGAAAUUCAACUUUCGUCGAUAAUUAAAUAAUUGGCAUUUUUGUUUUGGACAACAAACCGGCAUACUUAUGUUUUGUGGACCUUAAGAAGGCAUUCGACAGGGUCAAAUUAAAGGACGUUAUCCAUUUAUUGUACACAAGAGAGGUACCUCUAGGAAUAAUUAAAACGAUCGAAAAUAUCUACCAGAACAACACAAUAAAAGUAAAAGUAGAUGAAGAACUAACUGACCCAAUUGAAGCUGGCAAUGGAAUAAGACAGGGAGAUUCCCUGAGUCCUCUGUUGUUCAACCUGAUCAUGGACGAAAUAAUAAAAAAAAGUAAGAACAAAAAAAGGAUACCAAAUGGGAGAAAAACAACUUAAAAUAAUCUGCUAUGCAGACGACGCAAUACUAAUCUCUCAAAGUGAAGAUGAUUUACAACGUAUGCUGCACGAAUUUAAUAUAACCGCUAGAAAAUUUAACAUGUUAAUUUCCCCAAAAAAGACUAAAUGCAUGGUUAUAACAGCAGAUCUAAUAAGGUGUAAAUUAGAGCUGGAGGCUCAAAUAAUAGAACAAGUCAUGGAGUUUAAAUAUCUAGGCAUCACACUAUGCAGCUACGGAAAGCUCGAAAGAGAAGUGGAAGAUCAGGUGAAUAAAGCAAACAGAGCCGCUGGUUGCCUGAAUGAAACAAUAUGGAAAAAUAAAAACAUCGGAAAAGAAGUGAAAGGCAGAAUUUACAAAACAGUCAUCAGACCAAUAAUGACAUACGCGGCAGAAACACGACCUGAUACAGAAAGGACAAAAAGAAUGCUAGAAACAGAGAUGAAAACAUUGCGAAAAAUUGAUGGUAAGACGAUGAGGGAUAGAGCUAGAAGUGCAGAUAUACGAAGGAGAUGCAAGGUGGACAACAUUAAUAACUGGGUGAAAAGCAGAAGAGUAGAAUGGAACGACCACAUAAGCCGAAUGACAACAAAUAGAGUAGUAAGGACGGCUAGAGACGGUUCCCCAAUAAGAAGACGAUCAGUGGGAAGACCACGAAAAAGAUGGAAUGACAACUUACUGGAGGCACAUUGAAAAACAGACAGAGUAAUGUCUAUACAAAAAGAAGAAGAAGAAGAAGAAGCAUUUUUGUUUGGAGAAAGCGAGAUUUGAAGCAAACUUUUGGAGAAAGCAAGUUUUGAAACACACUCGUUAGGAGAAAGCAAGUUUUGAAACAAUUCCCUUUUUUUGCAUAUGGAAUUUUACAACUUGUGUUUUUUGGCGAUUUUAAUAGAAUAAAAGUAAUUUGCUUGAUAAUGGUACAACAGAUCUGAUCGAUUCCAAUGACGAUAUAGUUCUUGGAAGAUCAUGCCUAAAAUACGCAAUUUAUCCGUUUUUUUUUUGUUUUUGCCCAUUCAUUUUUCAUCGGUGUUCUUUUUCUUGCCUUUUUAUCAGGUCCUACCACUUGAACAUCCAUUACGAAUAGACGAAAAAUAUUACUGUAAUACUACUUAUUUUAAAAGAAAAAACUAUACAAAUAGUUAGUAUUCAAAGUUAAUAGCUAAUAAAACUAGUAACAAACACUGACGUUGCAUUAGACAAAUAGAGUAAUUAAAGCUGUGUGGGUCAGCCCACUCACUUUACACGCCUCCUAUUGGUCGGUUAGAGAAAGACGGGUUUCACGCAGAACUGUCAUAUGAGAAAGACGGGUUCGAUUUAAAAGUAUACUUUUAACAUUUAAUUUAUAUUGGAUAAAGCUAAUUUUGAGUCAAACUAGGUCUGGAUUCGUGUAGAGUUCAACAAACAGAUUCAGAAAAUAUAAACAACUCAAUUUCGGCCAUGGAUGGAGUGUUACGUUGGUGCUACGUUGGUAGAUUGCCAUGAUAAUCUUGCAGGGUUGGAAUGUCGAGUUGAAACACUGACUCUAACUUUAUAACUUUAUUUACUGUUUACAACAUCAAUCACUAUAAGGUUACUAAGAUGUUGUUUCGCGGAGUGGUCCUUCAGGACACCCUUCUCGUAGGACGGCUCACUAGCAUAGUAACGAUCUUGAUAAUAACAAUACUAUAUUGAUUUAUGAUAAUCCCUCUGUGGGCUAUUUAUAUCUCCUUAUAAUUUGGACUUUGAAAAGUAAACUAUACGUGAGCCUCUACGAGGUUACAUAAACAAAACUGCGUUAAUCAACCUUCGUUUUGUUUGCAUAUUUAGAAACAAUAUCUUUUUGUAACAAUUUAAAUUACUUAAAAUUAUAUACAUCUUUUGAUACAUAUUAUAUUAUACAGUAAGGGAUUUUCCCUUACUGUACAGGAGAAAGCGAGUUUUGAUUCUAUACUCUUCAUUUUAUGUAGAAAUGUGAUUUUAAUUAACUAUGUUAUGAACGUAGUGAUUUUACAGUGGGAUCUAUAGUACUAUAUAAAUACUGCAAGUGAGGUUUGAGUAAUUUUUAGUUUGUUUUAAUAUUUUACGGUUACCUAUAUUGUUGUUAUGGUUGUCAAUUUUGUUAGAACAAUGGUUAGCAGUUCGUAAAUGAUGUUAUAGUCCAAAGUUACAUAUCUUCCUUGACUUUUAGGUAAAUAUUAACACUAAAAGGUCCUAUGGACUUUUGCGUGGUGUUGGUAUGACUUUGUUUGGAAAUGUUCAUGAAAUCUAUCUCUGUAUAACAUCAUUCUUUAGUGGUCUGUUGUGCUGGUAAUGUGAAUAUGUUUCUCAGAAUCUAAAUUAUUAGCCAGAGUAUUGUAUGCAGUAGGUAAAAACAUUUGCCGUCACAAUGAAUAGCAGCUUUGAGAUUAUGUAUUUGGUUAGACUGUUAAUGUACCUGAUUUUUUGUUGAAUAGUUGAAAGUGGCAAUUGUUUUUAAAAAGACUACAUAGUUCUUCGUAAACAAAAGCAAAAGUACUUAGAUUCUGUUAGAAACUAAAUAUAUUGACCGGUUAAGCAAAUUAUUGUUUGUCACCGGUGAUUUUUUUUGCUUAUUAAAAAAUCAAUGCAAAUGAGGUUGUUCGAAUCAAUAAUGCAGCAGUAUUAAAUAUUAUUUUUGUAACAGAUUAUCUGAUUUAGUCUCAAUAAGUAGUUAUUCUUUUUCUGUAUAAUCAGUAAUAUUUAUAAUCUUGUACUUAUACAUUAUAUACCUACACCAUCUCAUUUUUUUUAUAAAGCUUUCUAUUUACGUUAUAUUUACGCCAUCGUAGUUUUAUAUAAUAAAUUUUGUGAGUUUUUUAAUGUUGCUUUUCGUUUAAUAACACUUUUUGUGUUAAUUUUUGUUUUACUACUACGUAUUAUAUAUUUUUAAUAAUAUAAAAUAAACAACUUCCGUAAGUAA